AUGUGCGAAAGAAUUAGACGCGUAACUGUAUAUGAAACUGCUGGACGGUUUUACUUAGUCGGAUGCGACGCUUCUGCUACGAAAUUCAAUGUUCUUAAAAUUGAUAGGGUAGACUCUAAAGUUCUUUUAAUUGGAGAAACCGAAGCUACGUAUUCACGAGAUGAAGUGCUGGAACUCCUAGCUACAGUUUCUGAUGGAAAUUCAGUCGUUAUACGAUAUCCUUCUGGGAAAAAACCACAUAGCAAAGGGUUGAUUGAACGAGUGAGCAAUGCUUACGGUAUCCUCGGAGCUGUAAGAUUUUUGGAAGGAUAUUAUCUGAUAUUGAUCACAAAAGCUACAAGCGUUGCAACCAUUGGUUAUCAUACUAUUUAUAAAGUGGCUGAGGUAGCUAUGAUUAGUAUAACAAUGGAUGGAGUGUCCGUUUCAAGUGAAGAACAGAGAUAUGUCAGGCUUUUCCAGUCCGUCGAUCUCUCCACUGAUUUCUACUUCUCCUAUUCCUAUGAUCUCAGUCGUACCCUGCAAGAAAACGCUCUGAAAACUGAUUGGGACAACAAUGGUACUCGGAUCUUAACAUCCGACCCGAAAUUCGUCUGGAAUAAUUACCUUUUGGAUCCGUUGAGGAAUAACAACAUAUCUCAAAGGUGGUGUUUGGAAAUUAUUCAUGGAUACAUAAACCAACAACUAAUCAAUUUACCUUGCAAUAAACUAUCACUAACACUUAUUGGAAGAAGGUCUGCUGUUUAUGCUGGUACUCGCUUUCUGAAGAGAGGAGCGAACUUGAAAGGGAACGUUGCGAAUGAUGUUGAAACAGAACAAAUUCUCUGGGACGUAACAUCAUCUCUCUGCUUCAAGAGAGGCAGGUUUUCGGCGUUUUCUCAACGAAGAGGAUCAGUACCACUACGUUGGUCUCAAGAUCCAGCAACGCGUGGAGUUGUUGGCAAACCCCUCAUAUUGAUUGAUAUCCACGAGCCUCAUGCUCAGACAGCAGGAGCUCACUUCAGAGAAAUGAGGAAAAAGUAUGGAAGUCCUAUCAUAGUAAUGAAUCUAGUGAAAAGACGUGAGAAAAGAAGACACGAAGGAUUACUUCACGAGCAAUUUCUGAAGUCUAUUAAUUACUUGAACAUAUUUCUGCCUACAGAAGAGAAAAUAUGUUACUUAAGCUUUGAUGUUGCGAGGUGUAACAAAAGCUCAACUAUAACUAGUAAUGUUUUGACGAAAAUGGAUGAAAUUGCAAUGAAAGCUGUCCGAACUCACGGAUGGUUUCAGUCGUUCCCUAUCCCUAACAGUCACCAAAUUUGUCCACGUUUCGAAUUGGCUGGAUUCACUCCUCAUUAUUCUCAAGAUAAAAAGUUCCUUCUGCAAAGAGGAGUUUCUCGCACUAACUGCGUUGAUUGUUUAGAUCGAACUAAUGUAGCCCAAUUUGCAAUAGGAAAAGCAGCUCUUGGUUGUCAGCUAUGUGCUAUGGGCUUAGUAGAUACAGCUCAAUUGAGCUUACAGAGCGAAGUUUGCCGUGUCUAUGAAGAAAUGUUCGACGCCCAUGGUGACACACUGGCUUGGCAAUAUGCUGGCAGUCAAUUGGUCCAUUCCAUCAAAACCUAUAAGAAAACUUCCGCUUUUCAAGAAAGAAGUCGAGAUGUUCUUCAAACUUUAUCCCGCUAUUAUAGCAAUACUUUUGCUGAUUACGAUAAGCAAGCAGCUAUAAAUCUAUUUCUGGGAAUUUUUAGACCAAUGAUUAGCAGUACAUCUCCUCUAUGGGAUCUACCAACAGACUACUAUCUCCAUUUUCCGAAUACUUUGACGAUCAAAACGGAUUAUUGUGCCUGGAUGUACGACGAUGAAGAAUUGGAAAAAAUCCAACGAAUUGAGUUUGGAGAAACUAUAGAAGAAGAAACAAAAGCUGCUCCUUCAGCUCGAGAAAUAUCUAAACUAAUCAAGUUAGACGCCUGCGAUGACUAUAGAAACCAUUAUAGAACAUUUGAAUUAACAUCGAUUGAUGUCAAAAUCAAGAAUCAGAUUUUGGCCGAGCAAAGAACUGUAACUGUCAGUGGAAUUAACCAAGAUGUUUCAACAACUGGACAGUUCAUGAAGUUGUGGAAGACAGAAAGUAAAGAUGCGAAAUCCUCGAAGAAGCAAGCCCGAGAGUCAGACGAUGACGAUGAGGAAGGCGAAGAAGAAAACAAAGAAGAUGUUUUGGAAGUAGACGAUACUUGGGUUCGUUUGACAGGAGCAAAAACAGAGGAGAAGCCCAGAAAAGAGAAGGAAGAGCGCAAACUAAAAUCAGACGUUCCUAUUCUGGCUGCAGGCCUGCUUUUCGCGAAGGAUAAAUACGGCUUACAGGGUUCCUCGCUUUCAAAAAUUGAUCGAGCCUUGUACAAAAGUUAUGUAGCCAAGGGAGGACUAAAAGUGGACACAGAUGACUGGCACAAGUACAAACCAACGCUCUUGACUGAUCUCCACGUCUCCUCUGCUGCUCAAAGUGAUCGUUGGAGAACAACUGCUUUUUCCGAGGAUGACAUUUUCCAAACUGAAGAACCUCGACUGUCGAAAGCAGCAAUCGCUUUAUAUACCAAAAGUUGCGACUCAAAUAGUUACAAAUUGGCAGCCAGGGAUAAGGCUAUCUUUGGCGGCUACCCUCGAUAUAUCUAA
Auanema sp. JU1783 is the source of this 2646-nucleotide messenger RNA. The record is from the annotation of a GenBank genome assembly. NCBI's taxonomy places the organism in Eukaryota, Metazoa, Nematoda, Chromadorea, Rhabditida, Rhabditidae.